CCGACCACCGGCCGCUCUUCGCCCUCCUCUUCCGCUCAUUUCUCCAGCUCGGCGACGACGCGGCGGCCGCCGCAGUGCAACAACUUCUUCCGUUUGUUCAUUACUUUCCAGUGACUAUCAGUAGCGGGCUUUCUGCUUCUUCUAUUUGUCAAUUGGAGCUUAGGAGGGGGAGAUGACGAUGGCAAUGUCAAUUGCGCAGUUCACUUUCUUCUCCAGAGCAACGUCCUCCUCCUUCCUCAAUCGAACCAAUGCCCGCUUCAAUCGAUUCACCUUCUCCACGCCUUUCUCCACUGCUGAUGCUACUUGCACCCGCAAGAAGAAUGGGAGGCUUCCUGUCCUGUCAGCGCUGGAACUUGGUGGAGUGAAGAUUGCUAGAGAUGAUGUGGUGAGAGAUGAUCCAACAAACAAUGUGCCCGAUUCGAUUUUCUCGAAGCUCGGGAUGCAACUCCAUAAGAGGAACCAGCAUCCGAUCGGCAUACUGAAGAACGCGAUAUACGAAUACUUCGACGCCAAUUACUCCAACAAGUUUGAUAAGUUUGAUGAUCUCUGCCCUCUGGUUUCUGUUAAACAGAAUUUUGAUGAUGUCCUCGUUCCUGCUGAUCAUAUAUCGAGGAGCUACAAUGAUACUUACUAUGUUGAUUCUCAAACUGUUUUGAGGUGCCAUACCAGUGCUCAUCAGGCAGAGUUGUUGAGGGAUGGACAUACGCAUUUCCUUGUAACCGGAGAUGUUUACCGUAGAGAUUCAAUUGAUUCAACUCAUUAUCCUGUGUUUCACCAGAUGGAAGGGUUUCGUGUGUUCUCACCCAAAGAGUGGGAGGCCUCGGGAUUGGACGGCACAUCUUAUGCUGCUGACGAUUUGAAGAAAUGCCUUGAGGGGCUAGCUAGACACUUAUUUGGUGCAGUGGAAAUGCGUUGGAUUGAUGCAUAUUUCCCAUUCACGAAUCCAUCUUUUGAACUUGAGAUAUAUUUUCAGGAGAAGUGGAUGGAAGUAUUAGGCUGUGGGGUUACUGAACAAGAGAUUUUAAGGAACAAUGGUCAACUCGAUAGUGUUGCUUGGGCUUUUGGACUUGGAUUGGAACGACUUGCUAUGGUUUUGUUUGACAUACCUGAUAUUCGGCUUUUCUGGUCAAACGAUGAGCGGUUUACAUCUCAGUUCACCAAGGGCAAAAUGGGGAUAAAAUUCAAGCCAUUUUCAAAGUUUCCUCCAUGUUUCAAAGAUAUGAGUUUUUGGAUCAAUGAAUCAUUCACAGAAAACAAUUUGUGCGAAGUUGUCAGAGGAGUGGCUGGGGAUCUUGCGGAAGAGGUGCAAUUGAUAGACAAUUUUACAAACAAGAAGGGAAUGACAAGUCAUUGCUAUAGGAUUGCUUACCGGUCCAUGGAACGCUCACUUACAGAUGAAGAAAUCAAUGAGUUGCAGAGGAAAGUGAGAGAACAAGUUGAAACAAAGCUGAAUGUUGAACUCCGAUGAGAGAUCGCUAUUUGCAUCAAGAUUAUGCUUCACAGGGAGUAAGAGCUGCAAGCGAAACCAUUGUUUACGAAAUCUAUGCAUCGCCAGCACAAUUUGAGACACGAACCGAUAGAGAUGUUAACUCCUUGACAGCAACACAAAAGGAAAAAGAUAUAUUGACUGCCAACUACAAGAUCCACUAUGUAGCUUCAUAAAGUGUUGCUUUUGAUUUUGAAUCCGUUGAAGGAGGGCUGUGGAGGUUUUGCUUUUGAUUUCUGUAUCGUAGCAGAGCAUCAUCAGCCGCUUUUGUUUCCUCAGUGCUCUAUAGUAUCUUACCAUAGCUUGCUCCUUUUGGUAAUAAGAUAGUAUGCACCAUCAAGAACUAGAAAGAAUGCAACACUGAAGAUAAUAAAUGAAAUCUCUUGUAGAUGUGCAAAGUGCAAACAAAUA
Messenger RNA from Linum tenue, 1897 nucleotides. NCBI's taxonomy places the organism in Eukaryota, Viridiplantae, Streptophyta, Magnoliopsida, Malpighiales, Linaceae. The record is from the annotation of a GenBank genome assembly.